UAAGAAAACUGUUGGGUCCUUGGUCAGAUAUUUUUUCGGUCGUAAACUUAUAGCGACGUUUUUCUUCUCAGGAUUUGAAAUUAUUUAUGGACCCAGAUGGCAUGAUUCUGUUACUGGGUCUCCAAAUUCCAGUAGAGGAGAUGCUCAAGAACCCGCUAUAGAUAGAUAAUCGUGAUGAGUGUGUUGGCUCAGCCGUGUAAAAAAACGUCAUGCAUCCUCUUUUAUCGACAGGAUGCAUUCAAUAGAAACAAUCUGCGUUUCACAUUAAAUCUAUGCACCGUGCUUGGGCUGCAUGGUGCGCAUACAGUCGUGGAUCAGGCCACAUACGCAGCCCAGUGACCGAAAAAUAAAAAGCUGCUCCGCACAAGCAAAAAGCCAUCGCAUCAUCAGAGACGAGCAUCUGGACGGUUCAGCACAGAAGGGUGGAGUAAAGAGCCAGAGCAGCUCCGGGCUGUUGUCGAGCGUCUCAUUUGCGCAGAUGCACAGAUUCCCCCAGCUCCGUGAAAACGGACCGAGCUGCAGCAUUAACACAAGAGAAGGUACAGGCUCUUUUUUUAAUUAUUUGAUUGCAUCACUGUCUCCUGCUGCUGCUCUGGAUACAUUCUGAGCAAAGAAACCGAUAGCGGACGAGACGCGCAAUUACGCAAUGAGUGGCGAGCGCUUCUAGGGAGACAAGAAAAGGGAGAGACGGUGGGGGACGGUUGGGGGAUGCUGUAGCCGCCCUCGCGGUCUCCAGAUCUGAGGUCGGUUAUGGUGGGACGUGGAAUCUGGGUUUGUAGAGCCCGGCUCGGGAAACGAGGGAGCCGGCUCGGGGUUCUGCCCUUUCUGUGCGCUGCGGCGGCGUGCGCGGCGCUGGUGGCCCUGCUCUUCGUGGACCUCAUCGAGUCAUGGGUCACCUCUAGGAACAUGAACACCGUGGUGGAGCCGCACGCCGGCAUCAUCCCCCUGCAGAGCGUCCCCCCCGCCCGACCCGAGGAGUUCCUGCUCAUGCCCAGCCCGCUCGUGUGCCAGCGUGCCAAGCCUUACCUCAUCACCAUGGUCACGACGGCUCCCGCCGACCAGAGGGCCCGCCAAGCCAUCCGGGACACCUGGGGAGGGGAGGUGGAGGUGAGGGGCCUGCGGGUCAUGACCCUCUUCAUGGUGGGCGUUGCGUCUGGCCCAGGACUGGCCAAGCUGCUGAUAGAGGAGGCCAGGGAGCGAGGGGAUCUGGUCCAGGGCCGGUUUUUGGACACCUACUCCAACCUCACCCUGAAGACCCUGUCCAUGCUGAGCUGGGCCCGCAGAUUCUGCCCUCAGGCCCACUUCAUGGCCAAAGUGGACGAUGAUGUCCUCUUCAAUCCCAGCGCCCUCCUGCACUUCCUGAACAAGAGCCGUAACCCCUAUGAACAAGGAGACCUGUACCUUGGCAGGGUGCAUCUCCAUGUGGCGCCAGACCGUGAUCCAGACAGCAAGCACUACCUCCCUUCAGGUGCCUAUCCUCCCUCUGUCUUCCCAGACUAUUGCAGUGGUACGGCCUACGUUCUGUCCCGCUCUGCAUUGCUCAAAAUCUCCAUGGCAGCCUCUGCUUCACCUUUAUCCACACCUCUGCCCCCUGAGGAUGUGUUUGUGGGUCUAUGUGCCCGGACUGCUGGCGUGCUACCCUCACAUUGCCCUCUCUUCUCUGGUGGUCCAGGCGUUCCCUAUGGGCGCUGCUGUUACCAGGCCAUGGUGUCCAUCCACCACAUCCCACCCAGGGAGAUGCUGCACUUCUGGGCCGGCGUUCACUUAUCUCCUCCCUGCUCUUGGCUGAGUCUUCGUGCUUCACUGGGGGUGUGCAAGGUCAGGGCGAUGCUGGGGUCGGCUCUGGGGCUGGAGCAGGGGUUGUGAGGGGUACCCGGGCAGGAGAACAGGAACCAGGUGGGCUGUGCCUCGCUUCCAUGCUGUGAACAGCACAAGUGCUCUUCAUAUUGUGAGGCUGCUCUAUGUGUGCACUGAGAAAAGGGAAGUUUAUUUUUAUAGCUUUAUUUUUUUAAACACUAUUUAACAGGCUUUUUUUUUUCUUUUGCAAAAAAGUGACUAUCAGCUGAAAGUGUGAAGAAUCUCAUCUUAAAAAACUUCCCUAGACUGUUACAGCUUCCGCCAUUAUAACAUUGACACAUACUGUAGAUGUAGAACAAACAACUAUGGCAUGCUGAUAGUGUAUAGCCAGGAAGUAAGUACUUCUAUUGCCAUGUAAGGGACGAAAUCUAUAAGCUGCUGCUGUUAUAUAUGUAGUUUACCACCACUUAAAUUGUACAUGAUUAUAGUCAUGUAGUCUAUUAAGAUGCUUAAAUGCAUGUCUCCAAAAAACAGUGCAAUUGGACUCACAAAAUGCAUAUGUAGGCAGUACAUGUAUGUAGGAUGUAACGAUAAAAAAAGAGACAUUAUCUUCAAAAAGAAUCACCUCUGUAUAUGAAAUUACUAUUUUGCCAUCUAGUAAUAAGGACAUGGUGGCACGUGCAUCCACGGGUCAUUGAUUGUUCUGUUGGAGACAUUUUGCCUCAGUUUUGCUGCUGCAUCAAGAACAACAGUGAAGAGGAUGUGAUACACGUCUACUCAACGCUAUUUCAGUAUUUUGAUCCUCUUUCCUGCAACAGUGAGAUCAACCAUGAAGUCAAGUGUGAAUGAGAGUUUUGUGCUGAUGGGUCUAGACUGGGGUUUAGACUCUGCUAGUAGUCGGUGUAAGAUGAUGGUCAUUUUUAAAGUUUGCAAAAUGUUACAGAUCAAGUGUCAGGCUGGCUUGUUCCUUCGGUAAACAUGGAGGUCAGUGUGUUUACACUCAGGAAAUAUACUGUGAUAUAAAUCUGGGGAUACAAGAGGCUGGAAACAACAAAGUUAUCUACGUGUAUUUAAUAAGGGGCUUUCUGCAGAAAGGAUCAACACAGGGAAACCACAAGGGUCUCAGAGUGAGGAUGAAGAACAGUCAAAAACACAGAUCUUAUAUAGUAGGAUUUAGGGCUGUCCUUCUGAACCAAUCCAGGAAGGAUACAUGGGUGGGGGAAGGAGAGGAAUCUAAACAUUAGCAGCUGAUUCACAUGUGUUUCCUUAGGUGAUAAGAAGACAUCCACUCCUUCCUUUGAUGGGUAAUUAAGUAACAAAUGGUCUCAACGUAUUUCAACACUAACAGUGCCGAGCAUAAAACAGCUCAAGUCUUAAACAUUUGGUGUAUGUAAAUACAAGUCAUAAAAGUCUCUUACAAGGCUGCAGAAACUUACUAUCCAAAUACAAAAUAGUUUGUUACGCAUGUUUAGUUAAUUUUUCUACUACAAUACGUACAAAUCCAUUACUGUCUCAAAUAAACCUCUGUAUCCGAACUUAGUGUUGCCUGGUUUCUUUUUCAGGCAAACACACAUAAUACAUUGUGCUUUUUCAAAGGGUUUCACUAUGACAAAGAAACCUACCGGAGCACAAACAGUUUCAAUCUGAUUUGGUUAUGAAACUAAUGUCGAGCUUGAGGCAUCAUCAGUUCCCACCUUGACUUGUUUGUCUAUUGUAUUCCUUUUCAUGGGAAUCUGUGAGUCGCAUAACAAACAGCUACUACACGUGUCUGUGAUUGAUCUUUUCGAGUUCACUGCCAUAUGACCUGAAAACGUGAGAAGAGAAACCUGGAGUGAAGGAGCCUCAUACAUGCAAAAUGCUUCUAAUCGACCGAAUACCGGCGGUGAGGUAAAACCAGUCUCCCAGCCACGUCCGAUGUGGUAUGAGGAACUUUUUAACACAUCCUGAAAGAUCAAACCUCAUCUGAUAAUGUAAAAGACAAGUGGAAACUUUUGUUAGACGAAGAUGAUGCAGGUUUAAGACUCCUUCAUCAACUGGUUUCAAGAGUUUGUGUUGCUUCCAUCAGUUAUUUAUAUUGAGUUUAUUUACAUUGUAUGGAUUAUCUGUUUUUUGUCAUGCACGGACUGCUGGCUGCACAGCAGCGGGAAUAAAAGAAUGAUUUUUUUUUCUUGACCAUGUCAAAUAACACAGGAUCCAAAGGCUUGGCAGUAUGUUGUUUAUUUUUAGGACAUCAAUAUAAAACAUUUGACAUAUGCUCCGCCAGUAUUGUUAAAAAAUUAGUGAACAAUCCAUCAGAUGAGAAGAAAAAAAAGCUAUAACUCAUCACAAAUUCUAGGAAACACAUACGCCAGCCGUGGCACCGCACUCAUCUACCCAUGUAGACAGGAAUUGUUUCAGGCUACAUUGAAUAGAGCUGCCCUUCCACUACACUGAUUUAAGAUGAACUGUUACCCAUCAGAAUGUCCUCAGUAGUAGACAAUAUCCACAAUUUCUGCCACUUGUGUUUUGUUGGAGAAAUGUGUCCAAAAAUGAGUCCUUUAUAUGAA
Molecule: messenger RNA, 4343 nt
Organism: Pleuronectes platessa (European plaice)
Lineage: Eukaryota; Metazoa; Chordata; Actinopteri; Pleuronectiformes; Pleuronectidae
Gene: b3galt4
Product: UDP-Gal:betaGlcNAc beta 1,3-galactosyltransferase, polypeptide 4
Cellular component (GO): membrane
Molecular function (GO): N-acetyl-beta-D-glucosaminide beta-(1,3)-galactosyltransferase activity
Source: RefSeq, a predicted model, not a curated record